Messenger RNA from Xylaria bambusicola, 1282 nucleotides. RefSeq lists its product as uncharacterized. The transcript has a single exon. The record is from RefSeq and is a predicted model, not a curated record. NCBI's taxonomy places the organism in Eukaryota, Fungi, Ascomycota, Sordariomycetes, Xylariales, Xylariaceae. Bases 71 to 1198 code for a protein of 375 amino acids.
GCCAGCCAGCCUUGAAUGGGAGGACGGCAUUAAAAUUGCCCUAAGCUGCCGUGACAUCCUGCGGAAGUUCAUGAUUUUUAAUGUCGAGGUCGAGAUCAUGGAAGGCCAGUACACACAGCACGCCGCUUCCACACAGCUCGAAGCACUUUCAAGCGACGAGCAUCUUAAGACGAAAAAAAGCAUACUACCGCUAUUGUCGUACCCAGGGUAUUCUAUUGCCUACCUGGAAGACAGACCAGGCGAGGGAACAGUCGGCUUGCACAUCAAGCUAGGAGCCGACAAUUCGACUGUGUACGGUCUUACUUGCCGUCAUGCUGUCCGUGGUGGGCGUGCAAAACACGAGUCAUACAAGCCUUCAGCGCAUGAUCGUCAAUACCAUAUAUCAGGUAGCCAGGGUCAUCUUGGUGAUCUCCAAUACGAUUUGUAUCUUCGCCUAAAGAGCGCAAAUAUCGACUUGAAGUGGCAACAAGGCCCGAUUGAUAAAUGGGAGACUUGCUAUAAAAACUACAAUCCGAAGAAUGUCUCGCCGCCUACUGAGAAAGACUUCCUGAACCUGAAAAAGAUCAAGGACUCGAUAGAACACGAUAACUUGGUUAAAGAGGCCCUCGAGAAAAUCGAUGACAGGAAGGAACGGCAAAUCGGCCACCUGGCAUAUUACCCAGGUUGCUCCAUCUCUUCUCGUCAGCCUGGGUAUCUCAGAGACUGGGCACUCGUAGAGCUCGAUGUUCGAAAGUUCACCCUACCUCCAGCCAACAAAAUCUUCCUCGGCUCACCAUCAGUGAAGUACGAUGAGCUUCGUCUAGGACUCACGUCGGAACCCUAUACCAGAGUCAUGCCAAUGUGCGUUUCAAAGAUAGGACAAAAGUCAGGACUCACCGACGGAAUAAUAAGCGGUAUCGAAGCUGUUGUCCGUCGCCCAUGCAGAGACGGCGCGGUUGAGUACUCCUGGGAAAUGCUGAUCGUCCCCGAAAAUGGGGCCUCGUAUUUCUCGGAAGUUGGAGACUCGGGCUCCGCGGUAUUCAACAAGAAGGGCCAAGUAGUUGCGAUCGUCACUGCUAGCAACAAGGGCCAGGGAAUUGCGCCACAAGAUGCAGACGAGACCAUACCCAGAGGGACAGAUGUUACCUUCGCUACCCCGAUCCAGUGGGUUCUGGAUGAUAUUGAAGACUUCACUGGUCAAAGACCAUGGCUUGUAUAGAUAAUAUAGGCGUUAGAUUAAGCAUUUAAUAAAAGAAUGUACUGACAACUACCUAUGAAUAUCAACCUGUCCAUAUGGGAUACC